CUCCGUCCUCUGCCCACCGGACGAGCUUUACUGGAAGAGGAACUUAUAGAAGCGAGUUCAGCGGACUGGAGCUCUAUAAAAAAACAAGAAAAUGGGCUACGAAUAUGGGAAAAACAGGACUGAGCACCCGGAGCCUUUAAAAGCAGAGGUUAAAGGCUCCCUUCCCGACUGGCUGCAGGGCACUCUUAUCAGAAAUGGCCCUGGGCUCUUUUCAGUUGGAGAAACUUCUUACAACCAUUGGUUUGAUGGAAUGGCUCUUAUGCACAGCUUCACUAUCAAAAAUGGAGAGGUCAGGUACAGAAGCAGAUUUCUCAGAGGUGACACCUACAACAGCAACAUGCAGGCCAAUAGGAUAGUAGUAUCAGAGAUGGGGACAAUGGCCUAUCCGGACCCAUCUAAAAACAUAUUCUCCAAAGUGAUCACCUUUCUUAACCACACCGUUCCAGACUUUACAGACAACUGUGCUGGGAACAUCAUUAAAUAUGGAAAUGACUAUUACGCCACAUCUGAGACCAACUACAUUCGCAAAAUUGACCCUAUGACCUUGGAGACACAAGACAAGGUGGACUACCAGAAGUACCUUGCAGUGAACCUUGUCACGUCACACCCACAUUAUGAUAAAGAAGGAAGCAGCUACAACAUGGGAACCUCCAUAGCAGACAAGGGCAAGACAAAGUACGUGCUAUUCAAGGUUCCUGCAGCGGGAAGAAGCGGCUCAGAAGCUUCUCCAGCCCUGAAAAACGUUGAGACCAUCUGCACUGUUCCCUGCCGCACUCUCCUCACCCCGAGUUAUUACCACAGCUUCGGCAUGACCGACAACUACUUCAUCUUCAUCGAGCAGCCCCUGAAGCUGGACAUCCUUAAAAUGGCCACAGCCUACCUGAGAGGGGUCAACUGGGCCAGCUGCUUGAAAUUCCACCCCGAGGAUGAUACCCUGAUUCACCUGAUUGAUCGAAAGACAAAAAAGGAAGUUGCUGUGAAGUACUUCACCGGUGCUACAGUGAUAUAUCAUCACGUCAAUGCUUUUGAGGAGGAUGGUCAUGUGGUGUUUGAUGUCAUCGCCUAUGAAGACAACAGCCUUUACGACAUGUUUUACCUGGACAAGCUAAAGGAUAAAGAAGCAAAGGAAGCCGCAAACAAAAAGUUCAGCAAACCUAAGUGCAAACGGUUUGUGCUGCCACUUACUGACAAGGGUGAGAUGGGAGAAGACCUGGUGAAGCUGAAAUACACAAAAGCAAGUGCCGUGAAGGAGAAGGAGGGGAAGCUGCUGUGCCAGCCGGAGGUGCUCACUGAAGGUGUGGAACUUCCCAGAAUCAACUACAACUACAAUGGACAGAAGUACAGAUAUGUUUAUCUGACUGUUGCAGAGACGACUGAAUCUACAUCGAUCACGAAGCUGGAUGUGGAGACAAAGCAGCAGCUGGAGUGGACUGCAGAGAACUGCUAUCCCUCUGAACCUGUGUUCAUUACCAGGCCGGGAGCAACUGAGGAGGAUGAUGGUGUAAUUCUAACAUCAGUUAUAAACAGCAACCCGGGUCAGUCUGACUUUCUCCUGGUGCUUGAUGGGAAGUCCUUUAAAGAACUGGCGAGAGUACACGUGGAGGCAGAGCUGCACUUAGACAUGCACGGAUUCUUCAUCUCACAGAGCGACUAAACCUCAGACCUGAAGGAGGAGCUGCUGUCUGUGGAAGACUUGACCGCUUAAAUGGGACGAGACCAAAAACUCUGAUAUACUGUUUACAGUUUACAGCAACCCUAAAACCCCUGUGGCCACAUCUGCAGGAGACUGACCAGUUAACACUUAUGUUGCUGUUUCAUUGUAUUUUCAUAUUUAGCCUUUUUUUUACGCUCUUUAGACAAAAUUAUUGGGACCUUUGUUUAUUAUCUUAUUUCUUCUAAAAUCUAAAAAAAAGACUGGUUUGAGAUGUGAUUAAUGCAAGGUGACACAAAAUCAAGUGCAAGAAAAUAAUGCAUGUGAUUGAUAUUUUAUCCAGCAAAACUAACUAUCUGAUAUUUUAUAUUUUACCUCUAAAUUAAUUCAUAAUUCAUAAUUAAUUCAUGUCAUUUUAUGUACUGUACAAAAUGUGUAAAUUAGAAAUGUUGAGGUGUGUGUGUGUGUGUGUUUGUGUGUGUGUUUGUGUGUGUAUGGUGUCCCAAAAAGAGAAAUAUAAGAUUUCUCUUUUUUUUUAAGUAAUCUAUGUGUUUAAAUCAAAAUGCAAAUUUGUAUUUGUAAGAAAAUAAUACAUACAUUUUGAUUUUG
Molecule: messenger RNA, 2260 nt
Organism: Astyanax mexicanus (Mexican tetra)
Lineage: Eukaryota; Metazoa; Chordata; Actinopteri; Characiformes; Acestrorhamphidae
Gene: bco1
Product: beta-carotene oxygenase 1
Exons: 11
Coding region: 92-1654 (520 amino acids)
Biological process (GO): carotene catabolic process; retinal metabolic process
Molecular function (GO): carotenoid dioxygenase activity; beta-carotene 15,15'-dioxygenase activity
Source: RefSeq, a predicted model, not a curated record